This is a messenger RNA of Caenorhabditis angaria, 258 nucleotides long. The record is from the annotation of a GenBank genome assembly. NCBI's taxonomy places the organism in Eukaryota, Metazoa, Nematoda, Chromadorea, Rhabditida, Rhabditidae.
CUGUCUGCCACUAAUCGCUUCAACUCAUUUCUCAACGACUACUUCAAUGGUUUCCAACAUCGUUCUUUGGCCAACACAACCAAAUUCAACUUUGCCAACGAAUUCGAAGACAUUGAAAACAACGAGAAUCAAUUUGCUGUUGAUUUGGAUGUUCGCCAUUUGAAACCAGAAGAAUUGAAUGUCAAUUUGAAUGGACACGUUUUGACUGUUGAAGCUGAACAUGCACUUCUUACCGAUUAUCAAAUCGAUGUGAAAUGA